GGCGUUGAUUGGACGCGACGCGCGGCAAGGCGCCGCCGCUGGAUACAAUGUAGGCGCUCGCGGCCCCCCGGCCAGCCCGGCCCGGCCACGGCGCUCCAGGGCGCUGGCCAUGGAGCCAGGCACCAUCGACAACCUCUGCAUCCUGUACCAGAGCUCAGACUUCAUCGUGGUCAACAAGCACUGGGACCUGCGCAUCGACAGCAAGCUGUGGUACGAGACCCUGACCCUGCAGAGCCAGCUCAAGCACCGCUUCCCCGAGCUGGCCGACCCCCACACCUACUAUGGCUUCAGGUUCUGCCACCAGCUGGACUUCUCCACCAGUGGGGCCCUGUGCGUGGCACUCAACAAGGCGGCAGCAGGAAGUGCCUACAAGUGCUUCAGGGACAGGCUGGUGACCAAAGCCUACCUUGCCCUGGUCAGAGGCCACGUCAGCCAGCGGCGGAUGACCAUCAGCUAUGCCAUCGGGAAGAACACCACGGAGGGCAUGACCCACAUGAUGUGCAUCGAUGGGACUGAGGGCUGUGACAAUCCCAAGCCUUGCCAGUCAGAGCUGAUCGUGCUCGAGCGCGGCUCCUACGGCGGAGACCCUGUGACCAAAGUGCUGCUGCAGCCGCUGACAGGUCGGACUCACCAGCUGCGGGUUCACUGCAGUGCCAUCGGCCACCCCAUCGUGGGGGACUUCACCUACAGCCACAGGAAGGACAGCAGCCCCUACAGGAUGAUGCUGCACGCCUACUACCUGCGCAUCCCCACCAGCACCGAGCUCAUCGAGGUCUGCGCCCCCGACCCCUUCCUCACCUCCAUGGACAGCAACUGGGUGCCCCAGCAGGUCCUGCACCAGCUGGAUGAGACCAUCCAGGAGCUGAAGGAGAAGAUGAUGCAGAAGCAGGAAGAGCAGAGCCAGGAAGCUGCGCUGGGUGGUGGGGAAGGGGAGGCACAGAAGGCAGCCGGCAGCCCGGAGACGGAGGAGCAGAGAGCGCACUGCGAGCAGUGGUUGGCAGAGUGGGCUCUGGAGUGAGCACAAACCACAUCCCUGCAGUCCCAGCCCAGUGCUCCAUUGUGUCCCAGUGGAGCCCUGACUCCACACCUGCACUUGCUCUGUGCCAUGGCUUCCCUCACCUCUGGGGCUGGGCUCAGGCUGGGUUGGUUUUGUACCCUGCUCAUCAUCCCUCUGGCCACUGGAUGCCCCUUUCCUCCUGCCAAGCCUUAGCAGCAGUGUGUCACCUACCAGCUUAGAGUGACCCCAGAGCUUCACAUCCCCAUCCUGGGGCUCGGGCACAGCCAGGGUGGCAUCAGCACUGCCUUUGCCAUGAGCAGCAUGGGCCUGUCCACACCCCCUCAGUGCUGGGGUGCUCGAAUGGGAGGGGAGAACGUCCCAGGUGCAGCUGCAGUGCUGACGUCCCCACUGCCCUCGGCCCCGGCUGCCUGUGCUCACUGGCACACACCUGGUGUGGGAGCUGGGAGAGCAGGAGGCUGAAGGGCAGCCUGGGGGCACCAGCAGCCCCCCUAGUCCUGGGAUGGCUCCAGGGGGUGUGCCUGUGGAGCUGGGCAGUGUGGUGGGCACAGGAGGGGUCCCUCCCCGUCGCUGCCCACUCGCUUCCUUGCCCCCCAGCCCCUGCCUGGGGUACCUGCUGGGGGAGUUGAUUCCUGUGGAUUUUAACCUUUUUGCUGCCAGUUUCUCUCAGAAGAAUUUGGUCUUGUGGUGGUUCUGGAGUGCAGGUGGUCUCAGAAAUGAGCUCAUUGUGGUAGUGCUGUGGUCAGACAGCCAGCAGCCCAAAGCUUUCCUACCAGGUGUUGCUCUUCCUUGUCCAAGUGUUGCCUUUUCCUAGCACCCACUUCUGCCCUGGGGGUGGAGGUCCCCCUCUGCUUUACCCCAGCACUGGGGGUUAAGUGUCAGGUUUUGGUCCCAUGGCAGGGCUCCAGGGGUCCUUUGGGUGGGCAGUUUGGGAGGGCUCUGGAGCAACAGGAGCAGCUGAGGAAGUGGUUGAACCUGGGUUCCUUCCAGUGUCAGGCUGAGGAUUGAUGUGAGGAGCAGGAGGGACCUUGGCUCGUGCUGGUGCCAAGCUUUGCAAGAUGCCAAGCAGAGAUCCUUUGUAGUGCCAGCUCACUGUCACCUUCCCAUCCUGUUUGUCUUCUGAGGUCACACCUUGAAUCCUGGGUUCAGUCUGGGGCCCUCAGUGCAAGAAGGACUUUGAGGAGCUGGAGCAGGUCCAGAGAAGGGCAAAGAAGCUGGGGAAGGGUCUGGAGAGCAGGGCUGGUGAGGAGCUGCUGAGGGGGCUGGGGGUGUUCAGCCUGGAGGAGAGGCUGAGGGAGACCUCAUUGCCCUCUGCAGCUCCCUGAGAGGAGGCUGCAGCCAGGUGGAGGUUGCUCUCUUCUGCCCAGGAACAAGGGACAGGACAAGAGGGAAUGGCCACAAGUCCUAGCUGGGAAGGUUUGGAGGAACAAUUUAUUCCUUGCAGGAGUGGUCAGGGGCUGGCAGAGGCUGCCCAGGGAGGUGGUGGAGUCCCCAUGCCUGGAGGUGUUCAGGAGCCUGUGGCCAUGGCCCUUGGGGCCAGGGUUUGGUGGCCACGGUGGUGCUGGGUUGAGGGUUGGACUCCAUGACCUCAGAGGCCUUUUCCAACCAAAACAAUUCCAGGGUCCUGUGGUUUAGCAACCGAGGAGAAGAGGGCAGAGGCAUGGGACAGGGCUGGCUGGAGCUCGUGGCAUCCAGAGCACACAGCCCUGAGGCAUGUGGCACUGCACCACCACAGCAGCAGAUGGCCAGAGCCUUGUCAGCCCACAGCCCUUGUUCCACUGGAGAUGCACCUGACAGAGA
This is a messenger RNA of Dryobates pubescens (Downy woodpecker), 2815 nucleotides long. It is a transcript of the gene RPUSD1, whose product is annotated as RNA pseudouridine synthase domain containing 1. Gene Ontology annotation, biological process: pseudouridine synthesis. The transcript is spliced from 6 exons. Bases 110 to 1018 code for a protein of 302 amino acids. The record is from RefSeq and is a predicted model, not a curated record. Gene Ontology annotation, molecular function: pseudouridine synthase activity; RNA binding. NCBI's taxonomy places the organism in Eukaryota, Metazoa, Chordata, Aves, Piciformes, Picidae.